CACAUGAAUACCAGUACACACACACUUUUAGGUUUAUAUUGAAUUUUUGUGCUUACUGUGUUGCUGAUAUGCAAAUCUGUCCACAAUUUCUGCGAUUCUCUGAUUGGUUACUGCUCCACUGAUGCGGCCAAUAAGGUUUCGAGGUUGAUUAUCAUUAUUAUGUCGAAAAUACGAGCAGAUUUCAUAAUUUCAGACCUUAGGCAUGGCGUGCAAAUCGUUGUUAUCGUGUUGCAGAUAAAGACGUAUUUAUAAAUAUGGAAAAUCUUUUAAUGAACCGCGAUGUGCGGUUUGAGGCGUGGUGACGUCACGGCACGAGUGCUGCAUCUUGCGUGCGUGAUAACAUCUUUAGUUUGUUGUUGUCUGACUGUUGUCAGCGAUACUUUGCUCUUCGAUAAUUCUCGUCAGUUUGAGGGACUUUAUCAUCUAAAAAUGAAGGACAUGGACAAGAGAAUUCUCUUACCCUGCCUCAGUGUCAGAGGUCAACGGCUUUCUGACCGAUCUUCUGCUCUGAGUCUGACGGCGAUCAGACAGAAGUCGAGCAGAUCUUCAUUCCUGCCGCCCAUCGAGCAGAAUGGAAAACUGCAGAGGACAGAAGCUUCAAAACUUCUUGAGCGUCGAGGCUUUAGAGCUUCUUCAAAUGUGUUCGUCCUGUCUGAGAGAAACACGACCGACACGAGGAACACAACGUCUUUGUUCCGUCCAUCUUUACCUGUCAGGAUGGACACACGUACGUCUGGAAGCAGUAAGAACACGCGUGGGGUGUCUAAAAACACGCCUGUUUUGGAUGCAACACGUCUUCCUGUGAACCCCAUCACCGCCCUGAAAAGAACGGGCAACAGCCUCAUGGGAGAACAUCUUCCUUUAUGUCAUCUCAACAAAAACAUCUGGACCCGUGAUGAUGAUGAUGAUGAAGGUGUAAAGAUGAGGAGGAGGCUGCCAGUGAGACUCAUUCCUUUAGAGAUACCGAACAACAGCAGCGCUCAUCCAAACCAUCUCACCUCACAAGACCUCAAGCCUUUAAAACGGACAAGAACAAAAAGGAUUUAAUUGUAUUACUUUUGUGAGAUUGUCCAUAGUCUUCAUGAAGACAGGGCAUCUCUGUGCAUGAAAAAAUUCACUGUGCAUGUGCAUCAUAGAAAAAAACGGACUUUGUGCAAAGAAAAAUGAUUUUGUGCAGAAAAAACUAACUUUGUGCUGAAUAAAAAAAAAAUCUAUUUUUAAGUGUCUCGUUAUUAUGUCUCAACACACUUUGUGCAGAAAAAAAGUUUGCAUGAAAAAACUA
Triplophysa rosa is the source of this 1282-nucleotide messenger RNA. RefSeq lists its product as uncharacterized. The transcript has 2 exons. Lineage: Eukaryota; Metazoa; Chordata; Actinopteri; Cypriniformes; Nemacheilidae. The record is from RefSeq and is a predicted model, not a curated record. The coding region runs from base 280 to 1047 and encodes 255 amino acids.